Messenger RNA from Electrophorus electricus (electric eel), 1201 nucleotides. It is a transcript of the gene golt1bb, whose product is annotated as golgi transport 1Bb. Gene Ontology annotation, biological process: endoplasmic reticulum to Golgi vesicle-mediated transport; retrograde transport, endosome to Golgi. The record is from RefSeq and is a predicted model, not a curated record. Gene Ontology annotation, cellular component: membrane; endoplasmic reticulum. Lineage: Eukaryota; Metazoa; Chordata; Actinopteri; Gymnotiformes; Gymnotidae.
CACACACACACACACACACUUACGGUGCGGCGUCUCUACCUGGUCUCUGUUAACGAGGAAACACGUUCAGAGACUUCAAAAAUGAUAUCCCUAACAGAUUCACAGAAGAUCGGAAUGGGACUAACGGGCUUCGGCGUGUUUUUUCUUUUCUUUGGGAUGGUCCUCUUCUUCGACACAGCUCUUCUGGCCAUAGGGAAUAUCUUGUUUGUUGCAGGCCUCUCGUUUGUUAUUGGCUUGGAACGUACCUUUAGGUUCUUCUUUCAGCGGCACAAAAUGAAAGCGACAGGUUUCUUCUUAGGAGGUGUGUUUGUGGUGUUGAUGGGAUGGCCCAUCAUUGGCGUGGUUCUGGAGGUUUACGGGUUCUUUCUGCUUUUCAGGGGCUUCUUCCCAGUGGCGGUGGGCUUUAUCAGAAGAAUACCUAUACUCGGAUCUCUGCUUAAUCUUCCCGGAAUUAGUGGGUUGGUGGAUAAAAUUGGUGAGAGCAACGCCAUGGUAUAAUAAUACAUAAUAUACACAAAUGCAUAUAAAACUAGUUUUCUAGGAGUGAUUGCCACUUGUCAGUACUACUCAUAACUUAAUGGUAACACUCUUGGUGAACAUCAAAAAAGACAAACUUCUCAACUUUGAGACAAAGGUGGCGACACAAAGAGUUGCCAAUUAUGAACGCGGUGUUAUCAGUGGAGAACUGUUAUUCUGGGACACUGAUCCACAGCCCAAAUUGAGCUUGGUGUAGUCACUACACUGCACACCCCAGUUGGAGAGGUAAUGCAGACCUAUUAGACCAACAAAUGGCAUGUUUUGAUGGACUAUCAUGAUGCCCACUGACCAGCAUCUGAAAGGACUGCUGUGGGGAAGAAUGUAGAUGUGCUACUUCAGUACCCCUGUCCCUGUUCUGGCUUUUUGUUGUUUACUUUCUGAGCUGUACAUGGAGGUCUUUUGUUUCUAUCUGAAUGUGUUACUGCAACUUAUACUUUAUAGUGUCAAAUGCUUUUUAAAAUCUGCUGCGCUGAAGCUGUCGCAAGAGAGCCAUGUACUGGGUGAACCACAACUCUCAGCACAUCACCUUCUACUUCAUUGGCUCAGUGAAGAAAUAGUAGCCUUUGUGAAAUACACUGUGUAAAUAUGUAUUUUAAAUGCAUAAGAUUGUUGUACGUUUUUACAUAGAGAAAGCUAUAAUUCAAUAAAGCUUUCAAUGACUGUA